AACCUAUCUGACUGGGACUGCGAGCCAAACAAAGCGCUGUCCCACCGCCCUCCGUGUGUAAUGGCGAGAAGGAUGACAGACGAGAAAAACACACGGCCGCUGUCACCUCUUCACUAAAAAUUAGAUUCGCUGCGCUGUUGUCGGACAUCUGCAGGUCGACGUGUUUUAGCCUGCAGUGAAGGAGAGACAGACCUCUGCGCAUGAUGCAUUGCAGCACUUUGGAGAAAAUGGGUGUUUUAAGCCUCAUCCUCAGACUAGAGCAUCCGAUCCGAGAUGUCGGUUGGGUUCUUUAGCUACCGUGUGAUUUAACUUCUGCAUGACUGAAAACAACGUCUCUCCUCCGGUGCGACAUGGGGCCCAUCAUGCAGGAACGCACAGCAACCACGGCACUGAAGCGCGUCGUUUCCAAAGAGAAGAUCCGGGCAAAAAAUACUGAAAACAGCGGGCCAGUAACCAGUUCAAAGAAAGGCAACAAAACGAAGAAAGCGGUGGCUCAAAUGAAAAAUGCCCCCCCAGGACCGGGUCAGGAUAAGGACACAGCCACAACAAUGCAUAGGGGUGCCCAGUCAAAAGGUGUCAGGGUAAAGUCUAGCAGUGUAAAGAAUACAAGCAAAGUCUCCAGCCCAGAAGAAGAAGGAGAUUCAAGACCUCAGCUCCGCAAGCACUCGUACACACACAGGAAAGAGGAAAAACGAGAACAUCAGCGGUUGUCACAAUGCAGCGGCGAUCUACUACAAAAUCGUGGGGCGAUGGGGAAAAACAGACGCGCCCUGUCGCUGCCUCUCUGUCCAAUAUCAGGCCUGCGACAGAUGCCUGCUCACCCGCUCACACACUCUCCGGCUCCGACCCCCGAGGCUCUCCAGCAGCACUACAACAACAAGGAGGAUGAUACUGACAGCGCCAGUGAUCUGUCAGACUCGGAAAGGCUGCCUGUGCUGCCAUCUCCAUGCACCCCCUGCACCCCGCCUCAUCUUAAUCUCCGGGCUGAGAUCAUCAACACGAACGACUUUCCCCCGGACAUUCCAGGGCCCCACGGGACAGCAGUGGGUGAUGAAGACGGCGAUGAUAAACCCACCUACUGCUACCCUGAGUUUCUGCCUCCUCCCUUCAACAGCUGGAGCUUGAGGCAGCUGGCAGUGUUCCUUCACACGGAGGGCCGCGGAGCCCCCCGGCCAAAGCCUGUCGGGCCCUUAGAGAAGUACCUGGAGAGGCUGCUGCAGCUGGAGUGGCUGCAGAUCCAAACGGUCCAGGCGGAGAACAGCCGCCCACCCGGGAGCCGUCCGAGGCCGCAGGGUUUCCCGUCCGCCACGGCUCCACACCCACCCAGGCCUCACACCGCUCCGCCGUCACGACUCAACUCCCCGAAAGGGCUGCGGCACAGCCAGCGAGCCUUCCCAUUCGCACCUGUCAACAACCCCCCGUCGCCAGCCUCAGCCCAGCACCAGCUCUCCCGCUUCCCAGUCUGUCCCCACUGCCACAUCCGCUACCCUUUGUGUAACGGAAGCUGCUCUGCGUACGCCUACCAGCGCCACUCGAGGCUCAGCCCGCUGCUGGAGCGCAAGCCCCGGCCGGGGGCGACGGCGAAGAGGAGCAGCAGCGAGACCCGGGCGACCUCCACAGAGGGCAGGAGCCCGGGAGCACAGGGUGGAAGCGUCGGGGGGGCCCAGACCCCCGUGAGCCCCUCUGCCGGACGGAGUCAUCUCAGGCACAUGCAGGCUGCAGGCAACUCCCGAAAGCAAGCCCAGGAAUCCAGCGCCAACCAAAGCUGCAGAGGCCCGGCGAGGAAGAGUCGCGUGAGAGCCAACUCGGAGACGGAUGUUAAAAAAGAUCCAGGCGGCAGCAAAGCAGCAGCUGGUCCGGAGAAACGUGUCGUCGCCGCGAGUAAGAAGGAGACCACCGCUUCCAGGAGAGAGGAAAAGGACUGGCAGAGGACAGAGGCAGGUCAGGCCUCUAAACCCACCGUAAAAAGAGCUGCUAAAGAGCCAUCAUCUCUCUCCAAAUCCUCACUUAGUAGUAAGCAGAAUGGCAAAACAAAAAAUGUGCACUUUGUUGCAAAGUAACCCCUGGAAAACCUUGCAGUGUAGUGCUUUAUUUAGAGGUUACUUGGUACAGGAGCCUGAAGCUAUGCUUGCUUUCUGUGUAAUCUGUGUAAUACUAACAUGUUGUAACUGUUGUACAGCAGUCUAAAACCAGUCAGCGGUGUACAGCCUUAAAAAGGUUUUAAUUAGCAGGAAUAGAGCAGCUAAAAUACAGCUA
Molecule: messenger RNA, 2256 nt
Organism: Salarias fasciatus (jewelled blenny)
Lineage: Eukaryota; Metazoa; Chordata; Actinopteri; Blenniiformes; Blenniidae
Gene: fam217ba
Product: family with sequence similarity 217 member Ba
Exons: 4
Coding region: 351-2060 (569 amino acids)
Source: RefSeq, a predicted model, not a curated record